AAUACGCUUUGGUUGCAUUGAACGAUACCGAUACCACAUGAUGAAUAGGCAACAACAUCAUUAUUGAUUGUUUCACUUCUUGUUGCAUAUAGUCGCCGGCCUCAUGGUCUGACAACAUCACCCAAGCAUGAGGAGUCGCUUUUGAGCAAUCGCUUCAUAUGCGGAGGACAAGAGUUACAUUGCUAGAUGAACAGUGAAGUUAAACCGCGCGUUGCUGAGUUCAGAGCUGAAGGCUGCCACUAUCGUUUCUUUGGCAAUAGCGGUGACAAGACCUCGUAUGUGUAUUGAGCACAUCUCAGCGACCAGAGAAAGUGAUCCAAGGGUCAGAAAUAUCCGACCCAGCGCCUCUUACAAGAGCAAUUACAUCAUGAAGCGCGACUUGACUGCCUCACGAUGGGCGAGUCCCGAGGUUCGGAAAGAACGACAAUAUCAACUCCGAUCUCAGUCAGCGUCGCCAUACAAGGAUCUGCCGCAAUUUCCUCAAGGCACUUCCAACGGUCCAUCUACUGUCCCACAGAAGGCGUCGUCUAUCCUGAGCCGACCCGCCAUCGGAAAAUGGAACGAACCUGGAUCACGAUCCUCUCAGUCACUGAGCAGCGCCCAGCGACAGUAUCAAACCCGCCUCACCGAGCUACAUCGAUUUCGCCGGCUAUUCAGACGCCUGAGAUGGAAAUCAAACAGCCUGGCUCAUUGGUCACACCGCGCCCUCAACCUCACACAACAGCAUGCACAAGAGCAAGAUACCACAUAUAACCACCGUUCUGAAAUCCCAAACCCUUUGUACCACGGCCCGGUGGCGUCACUUGGACACUAUCAUUUUACAAUCGACCCCAUUGAUGCGGAACGACAAUUCAAGAUUGACUUUUAUGAGUUCUAUGCACUUUUGGAGCGUGGACUGGUAUGUCUCUUUGGAGUUUGGGGAAUCGUCAUCACAGCAUCACAGCAUGAUGAGGAUGAUGCAGCAAUUUCACUCACUGGGGCUACAUCACGCAACAUAAUCGGUAACUCCAGGGCUUUUCACGGAGCGGAACAUCGAUUUCACGCCAAUGUCCUUGCUGCAUUGGACAACCAAGCUAAUCCUCUUUAUGACAUUCUCGGCACAGGAGAUGCACGAGAGUACAUUGGUGUUGCUAAGGAGUUCCGAAACAAAUGGAAAGAUGUCGAGCAGAAGCCUGACGACUCAUUUGGAGCCAGUGGCAGGGCUGAAGAAGAGCUGGACCCAACCAAGGUUAAGCGGUAUGAGAAGGUGUUGAAAGAUCUACAAUUGGAGCCACUGCUUGGGACUGUAUUGUCUGGUUUGGAGCAAGCAGGUCGAAAAGCAGAGGCUGAGAUUGAAAGACUGGGCCAAAUCCUAGGAGAUGGCGCAGCAGGAAGAGACGGACUCGGUCCAGCUUAUGAGGACGGGGAUUCUGACUUGAUGGACUAUGCGCCUUUUGAGGUUGGAGGAUACGAGAGAAUGGACUACGACAUGGAGUUAUGACCAGUACCAACAAGCGGCGACGAUAUUCUUGGAGAGGCAUAACUUGAGCACAUCAAGUUUUU
This is a messenger RNA of Exophiala mesophila, 1542 nucleotides long. RefSeq lists its product as uncharacterized. Bases 278 to 1480 code for a protein of 400 amino acids. The transcript has a single exon. The record is from RefSeq and is a predicted model, not a curated record. NCBI's taxonomy places the organism in Eukaryota, Fungi, Ascomycota, Eurotiomycetes, Chaetothyriales, Herpotrichiellaceae.